AUGCUGUUUGAGUACUUGCGGCCGCCAUCGCUGGGUGACUUGCUGCCAUCUCGGGAUGCAUUCAAGUAUCUGGAGAGGGGCAUGCGAUUUGUUGGCUGGAUGCCGCCAUCGAGGGACCAUCCCAGUUACUGGAAAUACUGGGUCUAUGCGUUCUUAGUAACGGGCUUAUCUGGCGCCUAUUUGCCCUUUGGCUUCUUCAUCAGCUACUUCGUCAACUUUAGGGGCUUCACGCCUGGAGAUUUUCUAACAUCUAUACAGGUUUCAUUCAAUUCGGCUUGCCUGGGAGUAAAGAUCGCCAUUAUCCUACCGAAUCUGUGGCGCUUCGAGAAGAUAAAGAACCUACUCGAUAUAUUGGAUAGGCCGUGCUUCCAGGAGGGAGCCGGCGAAGACAUACAUCGCUGCGUCGCGCGCUGUAAUUUCAUCUAUAUGGUCUAUCAGAUAGCGUACGCCUCAUACACCGUGCUGACCUGCAUGAGCUCCUUUCUAACCGGGUCUACCCCUUGGGGAAUCUACAUUCCGUUCUUGGACUAUCGUUCGAGUACGCAAGCCUUUUGGUUGGCAGCUUGCAUGGAAUCUGUCAUGGGAGCCGCCGCCGUCAGCAUGGAUCAAUUCAUAGACGUCUAUGCGGUAAUCUUCGGCAUCGUUUUAAGAAAUCAUCUGAAACUUCUGAUUAGGCGCGUUGAGCGAUUGCGCAAGAACCAGAGCGAAAGCGACGAUGAGAACUACGCGAAGCUGGUCAACUGCAUCAAAGAUCACAAGAAUAUUCUGGAGUUUUCGGAAGUUAAUCGACCAAUUGUAACGGGCCCCAUAUUUGCUCAGUUUCUAGUGAUUGGCUUGUGCCUGGGUCUCGGGAUGGUUAAUCUACUGUUCUUUUCCACCAUCUGGACGGGCCUGGCCACGUCGGUCUUCAUUAUGGUCUUGAUGAUCCAAACAUUUCCCUUUUGUUUCAUCAGCGAGCUGAUUGCAGACGAUUGCAUGGAUCUGACUCACGCCAUAUUUCAUUCGGAUUGGGCAAGCGCGAGCAAGCGCUAUAAGGUGACUCUUGCAUUCUUUCUGCAUCAGACUCAGCAGCCGAUUGCCUUCGUUGCCGGCGGUAUCUUUCCGAUCUGCAUGAGAACCAACAUUGAGAUGGCCAAGUUGGCAUUCACAGUGGUAACUGUAGUCAAGCAAAUGAAUAUUGUCGAGAAACUAAACUGAAAACAAUUUUCCGAAAUUAUAUGCACGUUGAAUUGCACGUAGGAAUGCUCUAAACACCUGUAGAAACACGGCACAGCAA
Drosophila navojoa is the source of this 1276-nucleotide messenger RNA. RefSeq names its product odorant receptor 42b. Gene Ontology annotation, molecular function: olfactory receptor activity; odorant binding. Gene Ontology annotation, biological process: sensory perception of smell; detection of chemical stimulus involved in sensory perception of smell. Gene Ontology annotation, cellular component: plasma membrane. NCBI's taxonomy places the organism in Eukaryota, Metazoa, Arthropoda, Insecta, Diptera, Drosophilidae. The record is from RefSeq and is a predicted model, not a curated record.